This is a messenger RNA of Cyanistes caeruleus (blue tit), 2445 nucleotides long. The record is from RefSeq and is a predicted model, not a curated record. Lineage: Eukaryota; Metazoa; Chordata; Aves; Passeriformes; Paridae.
CAGAUGGCUCAGCUGCUUGAGGAACUGGAGCAGAAGAACCUGGAGCAGAGUGGUGGCGCCUGGGGAGCCCUGCUGGUCUGGCAGCUCUGGGCUCUAACCGGAAUCCUGGUCCUUCUCGUGGCACUGUGGUUUGGAGUCGGGAAAAUCAGACGCAAUCCCGACAACAGUGGCGUCAAGGAGAGGUCCAGCAGCAACUUGGCGGAGGAAGAAGUCGAAGGAGAAGAAGGAGGAGAAGAAGAAGGAGGAGAAGAAGAAGGAGGAGAAGAAGAAGGAGGAGACACCAUCGUUGCAGAGAAAGAUAUAGAAAGCACCAACGUGGGAGAAGGCACCAUGGAUGGAAAUGAAGAAGGCAGCAACGUUGACGCAAAGGCAGAAAGCAGUGCUGGAAAUGAGGCAGAAGAAGGCAAUGAGGAUGCAACAGAAGGAGUAAUCCAGGGUGAGAAGUUUGAGGAAGCCAUCGAAGCCGGAAAGGAGGAAGAAGAUGAAGAAGAAGGCGGAGACAACACAGCGGCAGAGAGAGAAAUCAAAAGCAACAAUGCAAAUGUGGGAGAAAAUACGAUGGAUGGAAAUGAAGAAGGCAGCACCAUUGAUGUAAAGGCCGAAAGCAGCGCUGGAAAUGAAGCAAAAGACGGCAAUGAGGAUGCAAAAGAAGGAGUAAACCAUGGUGAGAAUUCUGAGGAAGCCCAUGCCGCUGGAAAUGAAGAGGAAGAAAAAGAAGAAGAAAAAGAGGAAGAAGAAGAUAAAGAAGCAGGACACAACAUUGUUGCAAAGGAAGAAAUCAAAAGCAACGAUGCAAAUGUGGAAGAAGACAAUAAGGAUGGAAAUGAAGAAGGCAACAACGUUGUUGCAAAGACAGAAAGCAGUGCUGGAAAUGAAGCACAAAAAGGCAAUGAUGGUGCGAAGGGAGAAGUAAACCGUGGUUUACCAAAAGAGGGCGAGGAAGACAAUGCUGCCGGACUCGAAGAAGACAAACGGGAUGCAAAGAGAGAAGACGACGCCCACAAUACCAAGGGGAACCUUGGAAGGCCUUUAGAGGAGCGCAUAGAGUUGCACGUAGUGGACCUGGACAAAGGUUGCUCCCUGGUAAUGGAGCUGAUGGACAAACUGACAGACAUCUUUGGACAAGACUUUUCCAACCAUUUCUACCCGGUGCCACAACAAGCCAUCGGAGUGGGCAGCGCCUUUGAAGGCUGGAGUCCCCACGCACAAGAUGCUGUGUACCGUGUGCUUGUGCCCCUGAGUCCCCCUCCAGGACACGCUUUCCACCUGGAGCUGGACGCCGCAGGGAUGCUCCAGAGGAACUUCUGUGUCCGUGUGGAGCUGCUGUGCACCUGCAGAGGGGAGCAGCUGCGGGAGGACAUGCUGUGCUUCCUCCACCACUCCGAGGAGGAGCUGAGAAGGAAGCAGGACCCCAGCCUCCUGCAGACCCUGUGCACUGGCUCCUAUCUAGACGUGGAAAAAACUGUCCAGUGGUUCUACCGAUUCCUGAGAGCAGCCCGGCUGUUUUUGCCUCCGUCCUGCCACUGGCAUUUAAUGUUGCAGCCCUGCAGCCGCUCCUGUAAAUUUCAGCUCAGCAGAGACACAGAAAGCUUCACGGUGGAGGUGAUCUUUGGGGUGCGGCAAGGAGACACAGAUGUCUUUGUGGGCAGCCAGCCUACAGAAGUAGGCGCGCCAAGCACAACGUGGCGCGAGACUUACGCCGUGGCAGAGGCAAAAUUCUUCAGGCACAUUUCCGGGCAGGCUCCCCAGGACAGCUGGCACUGCAAGUGCCUGCAGUUCCUCAGCUGCUUCCCGAUGGGCGUAGGUUUUUCCAGCUACGCCUUGAAGACUGUGGUGAUGCACCUCCUGAGCACCGUACCCCCGACACGCUGGGGCAGGAGGGACUUCCGUCAGCGACUGAUGGAUAUCCUGAAGUACCUGCGGUGCUCGCUGGAGACAAAGCGACUUCACCACUUUGUCAUAGGCAAUGAGAAGUUUCCCAGGGAGAUCAAAUUGCCCUCCGGCUUGCGGCUGGCUCAGCCACCCAACCUCUUAGCCCCUGGCGAGCAGCCCGGAAGCCCACACGAAGGCCGUGCAGGAGUACAUCCGCCUGCUGCAUCGGCUCAAACAAGUGCGGAUCUACGGCCAUUGAAAGGGAUCUCCCUGCACAGAGCUGUGCUUGUGGGGCCUCUUGGCAGACCCUCUAGAUAUUAACCUCCCGUAGUUAGUGUAGUUUUACAGUACAUAUUAACACCCCAUAGUCAGUGCAUUUGCUGCACGUAUUACAGCCCCGUAAGUAGUAAUUUUACCAUAUGUAUUAGGACCCUCUAGGUAGUGAAAUUACCAGAUAGACUGGGACACUUUAGGUGGCCCUUUUCCCGUAGAUAGUAAUACCCCCUAGAUAGUGAAUUCAGCAUUCCAGACCCUUCUUUGUUAUUGUUUCAAUAAACACGUCUAUUCCUUAAA